Molecule: messenger RNA, 5837 nt
Organism: Gamsiella multidivaricata
Lineage: Eukaryota; Fungi; Mortierellomycota; Mortierellomycetes; Mortierellales; Mortierellaceae
Product: PLU-1-like protein-domain-containing protein
Exons: 9
Coding region: 191-5614 (1807 amino acids)
Biological process (GO): chromatin remodeling
Cellular component (GO): nucleus
Molecular function (GO): histone demethylase activity; DNA binding
Source: RefSeq, a predicted model, not a curated record
CGCACCUCUCUCACCAUUCGCCUUCGUCGGCGCAACACUACCACCAGGUUCACAUCCUCACCAACCAAACCGCCACUACUUUAAUGACCCAUUGAGCUUCUGACCUGACCUGACUUGACUUGACCUUGACCUACCCACGCAGCUUUGUCGACUUCACCCGCUUCCUAUCAGGACCUCUUUCGUAUCCAAAAUGAUGAAACAAUCCAGAUCCAGAGCCGUCAAGGCUACCGCGUAUCCAAAGGCACCCGCGCUCGACAUGUCCUCUGUAUCUACAACAGCCCCGCCAGAGAAUCCGAGAUCUGAUUCAUCCACCCGACUUUUUGGGCUUCAGGACGCACCCUGUUACUACCCGACAGCCGAUGAGUUCAUGGAGCCACUCAGGUUUAUCGAGAGCAUCCGUCAUGAGGCUGAGAGGGCUGGCAUAUGCAAAAUCAUCCCUCCAGCAGGAUGGAAGCCCCCAUUUGCCUUGGAUACAGAGACCUUUCGUUUCAAGACCAGAAUCCAGAAACUGAAUAGCAUGGAGGGUGAGACGAGAACAAACCUCAACUAUUUGGAUCAGCUCUACAAAUUCCACCGCCAACAGGGCCAUCCUGUGCUCAAGAUCCCACAGUUGGACAAGCGACCGAUCGACCUGUUUCGUCUUCGGAAGGAGGUCAUCUCUCGCGGUGGAUAUCAACAGGUCACCAAGGAAAAGAAAUGGGCUGAGAUCGGACGUGGACUAGACUAUACGCGAAAGCAGUGCACAUCACUCUCUAGCGCUCUCAAAUCGGCUUACUUCAGAGUCAUCUUACCGUACGACAUCUAUCUUUCGAAGCAAGGCAAAACGGGACCCCAGAGUCAGACACAGAAUCUUAAACGAGAGCCAAGCACGGAUUCCCACACAAAUGGAGCGGUUGAGCCAUCCAGCAUAAUUGUAUCAGAAACAAGGAAAUCUAAGCGCACCAGAAAGGACCCCGUAUCUUAUGCAGACCUGGAACUCUCAUCACCAUCACUGUCGGAUUCGGAUGGGGCGCCAAGUGAGCAAGGAUCUAUCAAAGGGGAGAGCAAUAGGGAAGGCAACUCCGAUGUCUGUGAGAUAUGUCGCACGGAAUCCGAUCUAGACAAGAUGCUUGUUUGCGAUGGGUGUGAACUGGGCUAUCACACGUACUGCCUUACCCCGCCACUGCAACAUAUCCCAAAGACGGAUUGGUACUGCGCGAAAUGUCUCGUGGCCGGUGAUGAUUUCGGGUUUGAGGAAGGCGAAGAGUAUUCCUUAAGCAGCUUCCAGCAGAAAUGCAACACCUUCAAAAAGAGCUGGUUUGAAAAAUCAGGAUACAUCGAUGGAAAUGUGCCAGAGGACGUCGUGGAACGUGAGUUUUGGAGACUUGUGGAAAACGCAUACGAAACUGCGGAGGUGGAAUAUGGAGCAGAUCUCCAUUCGACUCAACAUGGAAGCGGUUUCCCUUCGCUAGAGAGGCAUCCUAACGACAAGUACUCAGCACAUCCAGCAAAUCUCAACAACAUUCCUGUUCUUCCAGAGUCAUUGUUUUGCCAUAUCAAGACGGACAUUUCGGGCAUGAUGGUUCCUUGGCUCUACGUUGGCAUGUGCUUCUCAACAUUCUGCUGGCACAACGAGGAUCACUAUACCUAUUCGGUCAAUUACAUGCACUGGGGAGACACCAAAUCAUGGUACGGCGUGCCUGCCUCGGACGCUUUGAAGUUCGAGGACACGAUGAGGAAAGCGGUUCCCGAGCUUUUUGAACAACAACCGGAUCUCCUUUUCCAACUUGUAACCAUGCUUUCGCCUGAGCGUUUGGUUGAAAAUGGUGUCAAGGUCGUAGCCUUGGAUCAGCGACCAGGACAGUUUGUUGUGACUUUUCCUCAGGCCUACCAUGCCGGCUUUAAUCAUGGAUUUAAUUUUGCAGAAGCUGUCAACUUCGCGCCUCCAGACUGGUGUCAAUUGGGCCUGGAAUGCGUUCAGCGAUAUAAGGAGCACAGGAAGCAGCCGGUUUUCUCGCACGAUGAACUGAUCAUGACAACUGCACUAAGUGACACCACCAUUGCAACCGCACAUUGGCUUCAAGAUGAGAUGAGGAACCUUCUUGAUCGGGAGCUCGCCGACCGGAAGGAUGUAUUGAAACAACAGCCGACCAUAAGGAUCGUCAUGGAAGAGGUGGAUCGGCCGGAAGAAGAGGUGCAAUGCUUGCACUGCAACUGUUACAUCUAUCUUUCGCAAGUUGGGUGUCGAUGCACGACAAAAGUCGUCUGUCAUGACCACAUUGACGAGCUUUGCAAAUGUCAGCCAUCCGAACGGUUCCUGCGUCUGCGAUAUUCAGAGGAACAGCUCAGAGAAAUCGCCCAACGAGUCUUUGACACUGCCGGGAUACCGGGCGCUUGGGCUGAAAAGUACCAAAAAACCAUGCUAGAAAAUCGUGUGCCCUCGCUCAAGCUCCUUCGAUCAUUACUGGCUGAGGCAGAUCGAAUCCCAUUUCCAAUCAAAGAGGCUGGUCGACUGAGGCGCUUCGUGGCUGCGGCCAAUGAGUGGGUUGAGGCAGCAACCAGAUCUUUGGUCCGCAAGCACCACCAGGGCCGACGACUUACGGAUCGUGCACAGAGCGCGAACGGGAAACGGCUGGAGGAUCUUCAAGAGUUGCUUCGUCAAGCUGAGCGAUUGCGAUUCGACUGUCCCGAGAUCAAACAGCUAGAAGAAUCGGUCGAGACAAUGGAGGACUUUCGGACAGAUGUAAGGACCGCUCUUAACAAGCCUGAACACGAUUUGGCAGAGUGCCGUGAGCUGUACGAGACAGGAAUCAGCAUGAAUAUUGCCAUGGAGGAACUCGACAAGCUGGAAGUGAUUGUGACGGAUCUAACCUGGAUCGAACGGGUGUCAGCAAAGGGCAUGCUUCAGGAGGAUUACUUGCUGAUCUGUACUCUCAUUGAGGACGCCGAGAAAAGUGGCGUGUCUCCUUCGAAUCCAAUGUUGGUGGAUUUGAUUAAGAAGCAAGAGGCAGGCCAGCGUUGGGAAGAGAGGGCUCGCGAGGUUAUGGAAAAGAACCCUGUCGACUUGGAUGAGCUGCAGGCGGUCAUCGAGGCUGGUAGAGGCUUCCCUGUCCCAAGGAACGUGCUCACUAAAGCGGAUCAACUGUACAACAAGGCAGUGGAGUGGCAGAAGACUGUUGAGCAGCUUAUGAAGAAAUCGGCUGAACCAAAGUAUGAGAACAGGCCAAAUAUUUCGGAAUUUAGGAGGUGCCUCAAAGUUGCCGACACCAUUCCAAUCACAUUCGAGCACAAGGAAAUAUUUGAAGAGGAGACCAGGAGGUUCGAUGAAUGGUUUACAGCAUGCCGGCAGCUGCUGCUGCCCCUGGAGAUCAAAAAAUAUGCUGGCGUGGAGCUGCAAGAGGUGCUGGAGGAUCUCAAGCAGAAUGUAGAGACUUGCACCGCAGAUGAGAAGUUAUCCUUGCCAACAGUGUCAUCGAACGGAGUUCAUCAUACCGACAGUGACAACUCUUCUCGGAAGGACACAGAUGUAGCUAAAGAGGAAAAAGACUCGAACAAAGGCGAUGGCGUCACCAUGCCGCACGUUGCGGAAACUGAAGGAACUGAUAACCCUAGAGCCUUGAAUGACGAGUCCAUUAAGGGAAACGAUGCGACACAACUUCAGACUAUGGAUGUGCAAGCCGGAGCUUCAACCUCUGAAGCGAGCAUCGAGAAGCAGGAACCGGUAGGAUUGGACGCCUCAAUUGACGCCGACCGUGAGGACCAAAUCUAUUGCUUGUGUCGGACAGCAGAGUCCGGGAUGAUGGUGGAGUGCGAUGAGUGCCAUGAAUGGUACCAUGGGCCAUGUGUGCGCGUAACAAAACGAGAAGCGAGUGCAAAGUCCAACUACAUUUGUCCGAUCUGCAACCUAAGCCUGGUUAUCAAACGCGACAAAGCCCGACCGACGCUGGAACAACUUGCAAAGAGCUGCCAGGACGCACAGACAAUCCGCAUUAUGACCCCAGAGCUGCCUCUUCUGAGUUUGAUCGUUAGUAUGACUACAGAAUUUCAAAGGAAGGUGGCCGGGUUCUUGCAGCAGGUUCCAAUCACGGAGGAGGACAUUUCCCAGGUGAAAGGCUAUCUUCGAAAGAUCGAAGGUCUUGAGAUUGAACUGCCUGCCGAACGAGAAGCACUCCGCACGCACGUUCUCCGACUCUGUCCCUCCUCGAUGCCUGUGCCAGGAGUGAUGCUCUCAACAUACCCUACAGCGCCGCCCCUGUCAACGAUCGCGUCAAGCUGUGUGUGCUCUCAGGAACAUGCGACAGAACCGGAAUUGAGGAAGAACAUCGAUGACGAAACCAUGCUCCAGUGCGGUCUCUGCAAUGAGUGGCUCCACAUAAGUUGCGCGGGACUCGAUCUCGAACAGGUGCAGAAGUUCACAAAGUUCAUCUGCCCGAUCUGCUGCAUUGUGAGGAAGAAAGCUUACGCACUGGGUCAAGCUCAAUAUCCUGUGGAAGUGCAUGCAAGAGCUCUAGAUCGUAUUCAAGCUAACAAGGAUCUGGCGGAUGCGAAGAAGAAGCGACAAAAGUCGAGCAAGGACAGUACAGACCCUGCUACCGGAAUAGCGAUGGGGACAGAGGAGAAGAAGAAGCGGGCGUACAAGCGACGGGGACCAUCAGAGAAUGGUGAGAAGAUGAAGCCCAAGCGCCGCAAGUCCUCUGGCGGCCAGUCCACGAUCUCGGCCAUAUCGACAGAUUCGAACGCGACGACCACGCUGCCGUCGUUCAGCGAAGUGUUUUUGCUGGCAGACAGGCUGCAGUCUCUGCAGCAGCCACACCCACCCCACCAAAGAAGGCCCUCUCAUCCACUGCCGCCCUACCCUGCAUCGCAUCCGAUCCCCGCGCCCCACUAUCAUUCGCCGCCACCGCCAACGUCGCCGUCAUCGCAUCACCAACAGCAGCAGCAGUCUCGGUACCCUCCUCCACAUAUAAAUGGUCCCUAUCGACACUACCAGCCCUCACCUCCAAGAGAACACCCACAGCUGCCACCGAUGCAGCCCCACUCCUCCGUGUAUCCCCACGGUCAAGCUCCAGUGCCGUCGUCAUCGCAUUCUCAUCCUCAUUCGUACCCCCACCCGAACUCACAUCCGCACCCGCAUUCCCAUUCUCAUGGACAUCCACAUCCGCCAGGGAGCCAUGACCACCCUGACAGCCACCUAUACCGCGCCCAGUCCUAUAGCCCAGUUCAACAUGGCCACUAUCUGCCUCCUUCUCCUCAUCAUCACCAGCGACAACAUCACAGGGAUCCCAAUGACCAUCCCCACGAUGCACCACACCCUAUGAGACAUGAUCACCACAACCACCAUACGCAUUACGCGCCUUACCGCCGUCGCUCUUCGCCUCCACUACCAGCGUCCUCGACACGAUCUUAUCCGGGCUACAUUGGUCAUGGCCAACCAGGCAUGAUAGGUUCGGAACUUCCGCCUUUGAAGACCCAUCAGCCUCCCCCACCACUUCGUGAAUCUGAGAUGUCGGCGAUGACGAUUGGACCCUCGACUGCUGGAGGUGGAUUCGCCCAGCUGGAAACGGGUAGUGGUGGAGAAACAGAGACAGACGAAGAACCGAGUGCUGCUAAAGUGCCAGCAACUACAGCCGUUUGAGAUUAGUAUUGUUCACCUCAUGUAGUAGUGCAAUGUAUCAUAGUGUCUUCCACUGUCCCUGCACCGAUUGCCUGGACGAUUGUUUACAUAAUAUUGGAAACCGAUUUUUUGGGUGCUUAGUUGAGCGUCCGUGCGCAAAAUAAGCUAAUUCUGCGCCGCAUCAUCGUGCAUUUCAACUUCUUACCGAACUUUCGGAAAUAAAACAAGACGUCGAAAAAAAAAA